AUGGAGCUGAACCAUGCCAAAGCUAAAAACGCAUCCCAGUGCAAUGGGCUGUCCUACAGGAAAACUUUUGCAACACUGAAAGUCUUCACCAAAGGAUUAGUAUGUCCAGCUGCCCAGCGCCAGAUCCAGAAUGGUCCAUCUCCAGAUGAGAUGGAAGCACAGAGAAGACAAGUGAUGGAGCAACAGCAACAACGCCAGGAAUCUCUGGAAAGAAGAACCUCUACCACAGUUUCCACCCUUCAAACAGGCAUAUGCUCUCCUCCCUCUCAUCCCCAGUCUCCUCCUCCUGCCUCUAGUAACUGCGAUGUUCCUGCCUCUGGUGUUGUGCUCCCCCCACUACCUCAAGCCAGCGCUGUCUCUUCAGCACCCGUUGUCCCUGAGCCCGCCGGUCAGUCCCCUUUCCUAUGCCAGCGGAGAGCCAGGGAGCCCUCGCAAUUCCUGCACAGGCACUCGGCCUCUGAGCUGCCAACAGCCCCAGGUUCCUCCCCUCCACCCUGCCCAAAUGGCAGGACUGUCAUGCCAGGCAUCAGGCAAACCUCGCUGUCUCCACCGCCCCUCCAUCCUUCCCAUUUUCCCUUUCCCUCUCACCAGCCUCUCAGGGGCUCUUCUCUUUCCUGUUCUCCUCAGUCUUCUUCUCCCUCUGCUACAAAUGCACCAUCUCUGCAGAGGGGUGACAUCCUGCAGCCACGUGGUCCCACCAUCCUGCCUGUGAUUCCUGUCCCACCUGACAGGGUCAAGGCACCCACAGAUAAAGCAGGGUGGGAGACCUCAGCAAAUGUACCCCUGAAUGACCAUCCUGAAGAACAAAUUGCUUUAGGCCCCCCUGGAACCCAUGUGAAAAGCGUGGAUGGGUCCUUCUUUCCACACCUAGGAGCUGCAGCCUGCUCCCCGCUGCCCACCAUCGCCAGCCCCCCCAGCUCCUCUGGCCAGGCUCCCUCCCCAUCCUCCCAAUUGUCAUCUUGUCCUGCGCAGCAGUGGUGUCAGCCCAUGUCACACUGUCUUCCAUUGCCUCCCCCUCACGCUGCUGUGUCUGAGGUGGCUUUGCCCAGGAGGACCCCUCCUUACUUGACAUCAUCAGCCACUGCCCACUUGAGUAAGUGCCCAACACUUCCACCUGGCCACCCCAGUGGUGCUGCUGUGAUCCCUGCUUCAUCUGGGGGGCCCCCACCUCCGCCACCCCCC
Molecule: messenger RNA, 1182 nt
Organism: Cyanistes caeruleus (blue tit)
Lineage: Eukaryota; Metazoa; Chordata; Aves; Passeriformes; Paridae
Source: RefSeq, a predicted model, not a curated record